AUGUCUUACCGCAACGACUCCGACAGCUACGGCAGUGGCAACCAGAGCUCCGGCUACGGUGACAACAACUCCUCCAGCUACGGCGGUAACCAGUCCGGCUCUGGUCGUGACCAGGACAGCUACGGUAGCAACAACAAUGACUCCUCCAGCUACGGUGGCAACCAGUCCAGCUCUGGUCGCAACCAGGAUAGCUACGGCAGCAGCAACAAUGACUCCUCCAGCUAUGGUGACAACGACUCCUCCAGCUACGGCAACAAGUCUAGCUCUGGUAGCAACCAGGAUAGCUACGGCAGCAGCAACAAUGACUCUUCCAGCUAUGGUGACAACGACUCCUCCAGCUACGGCAACAAGUCCAGCUCUGGGUCCAAGAAGGAUACCUACGGCAGCAACAAUGAUUCCUCCAGCUACGGCGGCAACCAGGACAGCUACGGUAGCAACAACGACUCUUCCAGCUACGGCGGUAACAAGUCCAGCUCCGGUGGCAACCAGGACAGCUACGGCAGCAACAAUGACUCCUCCAGCUACGGCGGCAACCAGUCCUCCAAGAAGGACAGCUACGGUAGCAACAAUGACUCUUCCAGCUAUGGUGACAACGACUCCUCCAGCUACGGCAACAAGUCCAGCUCCGGUGGCAACCAGGACAGCUACGGCAGCAACAACAACUCCAGCUACGGCAACUCCAGCUCUGGCAACAAUGACUCUUCCAGCGGCAGCUUUGGUAACCAGCUGCUGAACAAGGCUGAAGGAUUCCUCAACAACGACCGUAAUUAA
Messenger RNA from Penicillium psychrosexuale, 771 nucleotides. RefSeq lists its product as uncharacterized. The coding region runs from base 1 to 771 and encodes 256 amino acids. NCBI's taxonomy places the organism in Eukaryota, Fungi, Ascomycota, Eurotiomycetes, Eurotiales, Aspergillaceae. The record is from RefSeq and is a predicted model, not a curated record. The transcript is spliced from 2 exons.